Molecule: messenger RNA, 3168 nt
Organism: Plutella xylostella (diamondback moth)
Lineage: Eukaryota; Metazoa; Arthropoda; Insecta; Lepidoptera; Plutellidae
Source: RefSeq, a predicted model, not a curated record
GUUUUCACGUCAGUGUCGUCCUGAAACUGGGGGAGGGUGCACGUGUUUUCCGCUCGUUAAAAACAUCGAAAAUCGUUCAGAAAUACUUAGUAGAAGACGAAAUAGUAUUAGCUACGUAAUAGUUGUAAUUUCAAGUGGCUCAGUAGUUUAAAGUGAAGCAAUGGUGUGAAAAGUUAUGGAAAAAGUUUCUUACAAUGGUGAGCUAAAUGUUGAGUGUUGAUUAGUUUGUGCCCUCACUUGGAUCAGGACCAGCUGCUCGAAAAACAAGAGAAGGGAGGAGAUAAGCCCCAAUUAAAAGUUUGGCAGCGACCAUGAGACGGGUGCCGCCAUGGAGGUGAAGAAGAAGGGAAGCCUGUCGCCGGUGCGGCCCGCUCUGAGGAAGGACGACGACGGAAGAUCCACCAGGUCGAGCAGCGCCAAGUCGGAGAAGGAGGUCCGUCUGCCCCCGGAGCGGUCCCCCAGCGAUGCCAAGGACCUUCUCCAGCAUGCCAAGGACCUGAAGAAGGACCGGAGGCUGUCCCGGUCCAGUGACUCGUCCAAGGAUACCUUUGAGAGGCAGGACUCCACGCUCUCCAGUCCGAAGGUCUCCCGCAAGUACUUCACGAACUGGCGGCAGGCGUGCGACAAGACCAAGGACCGCACCAAGGAGCUGCUGAAGCGCUGGCGGACCCUCCCAGAGUCCGACGCUGAUGAGGGAGAGAUGUCGGCCGCCAACAGCGAGGGAGAGAAGCGUGGCUGGAGCGUGCAUGUUUGGACGACCUGGGUGAACCGGUUCAGCGAGGACCUGGAGUGCCUGGAGCUGGAGGAGGAGCAGCCGCUGGCGACGCUCGCCGGCGUGCAGGCCGACAAGAUGACGCUGUUCUUCGAGGAACUGCUGGACCACGAUAGAGACGAAGUCAUCUGCGACCAGGACUUUGAUAACUUCUGCGAGAAGUUGGCGCACUUCGCCGACUGGUCGACCAACUCGUCCGAGUUCCACAUACUACUCGAGGUGAAGAGGGAAUUCAUCGAACAUUUCAUCAACGAGUUGCCCAACAAAUGGCGUAACCUACCAUACUACCGGCGGGUCUGCGGGCCCGAGGCGGGCGGCUACCCCGGCCGGAGCACCCUUGAGGGCUGGCUGGCGCGCUGGGCGCUCUACCUGAACGAACUGAGGAGGUUCUCAGACCUCCCCCUGUAUCUGCAGUAUCUGUGCAAGAUCCUGUUCCAUGUGAUUGAUAGAGAAGGUACGGGAGCGAUCACGAAGCCCGCGCUGGCCGCGUACUACCGCUCCGUGAUCGGGCUCACCGCGGCGAGAGUCGACGAGGUCAUCGACACCGCGUACGACCGCAUGACCAGUAACGGCUACCUAAUCCUCGACUACGGAACCUUCGUGCACUGCUUCACCAACUGGCUGUUCGGCAAGAACCCCAACGGACCGGGCCAGUGGGUGCUCGUCCCGCCCAAGGGCUCCCUGCCCCCGCCCCCCUUCCCCGUCGACUACAGCGCACUCAACACCGAGCCGGCGAAACUGGAACCCUACGCGCCGGAUAAGAAGACUAAUCGACAUUCUGUUAUUGUUUAAUGGAGAUUUUAAGAUGUUUGUUAUACUCGUAGUGUCAUCGUAACUGCAGAGAAGCUCCAGAGUCAUAAAAAUAAGGAACUGUGGUCCCACAUUAUCGUAUUUUCAUACAUCUUGAAGCUUCUUUGAGAGCAUUCACUUAUUGCAGAUUGGUCAAAAAAUUGUCGCGAAAAUUAUACAUUCUAGUAGGUUUAAGAUCACAGCCUACCUAGAUACAAAAGAAACUACUAAAACAUAUUCAUUUUUGGUUAAGCUAUAGAUAGCGUGUGAUUUAAAUUGUUAACGAUUAGAACGGCAGGUUGUGCCUUGCUUCUACAGAAUAAGCUACGAUAGUACCUAUAGUGUGAGUAGUGCGAAACCACUUGGUUACAGAUUAUGUAAUAUUCGUAUAAUGGUUGCAGCUGUGCACCUCUAUGUACUCCGCAUUUAGUGCAAGCAAUGUACAAAUUUUCGUCAUGUUCGAUUUCAUGUCAUUCUUAUUUCGUGAGUCGCAAAAGUUAAACUUCAACUUUGUAUUACGUAUAUAUUAUCAGGUUGCGGCUUUCAGAAAAUACAUAAGUACUUCAUUAAAUUAACCAUCCACCAUCGUUAUAAGGUAAAUAAAGAUAAUUAAGUAGGUAUAUAUUAAAAAUAUCGAAAUAAGUUACUACAAUGCUAUUCAGAUUUGAAUCAGUAGACAAAUAAUUCAAUUAGAUCUGAGGAAAAUACUCGUUGUAUAAAACUUCAAAGACUACUUAGGAUAUUCAAAUUAAAAAUCUUAUUCAAUAUAAUAAUUAAAUUAAACACUAGUCAAUUUCUGAGUAACAAAGUAUUCAACUGCUAUAAGCAUAUCAACACAUUUUUCGACAUUUGUUUCCUGGUAAAGGUAGGUAGGUUGAUUGUCCAUAAUUGAAUGUGUAGUAAUAUUUGUAUCUAACGUAAUAAAUACAUACCUAAUAGAAAAGUUAAUGUGAAAAUCUUAUUAAAAACUUACAUUCUAAAUAGACUGUACCGACAAGCAGCACCAUAAAACUAUGUUUCGCUAACCAUACAAAAACCUUAUUAUCCUAUUGUAUACCCUGCUGGGCAAAGUUCACCCUUGUUGGUCUAUGUGAACUUUCCCACUUACCAGGGCAUAGUCCAGCCAGAGUACACCAGAAAACACCUACCUACUUAAAUUUUAAAAAACCAAUUACUUGUUUAAAUUACCUAGAAUGUUAAUUGAUAGGUAAAUAAUAAAAAAAUAUGUAAUACGUAAAAUAAUGAGGAUUUUAACCUAAACGCUUUAACUCGUAAACCUUGUGCAAUUCGACCAAAAUAUAAAUUACUACACCUAGUAUUUCCUACUAUGUACCUACACUUAUACCUAGGUAACAAAAUUGUAUAUAUAGUAGUUAAGCGCACGACGGGUUAAGUAAAGAACUGCCUUAGUAUUACGUAUUUCACGGCACAGCCUUAUAUUUUAUAAAUAAGUCUUUUAAUUAUAAAAUGUGUUCAAAAAUGGGAAAGUUUCUUACUGUGGCAGUGCUGUUUAAGUUUGAAGUAAAAUAAAGUACUCAUAGGUACCUAUUAGAUUAUUAAGUCACAGGUAAUCUUAUAUCAAUUAUUAAUAUUGGUUUAUUUUAAAA